AUGUCUUAUCUAUCUUACUCACUGGCGGCCGCCUCCCUGCUCGUAACAUUCAUUGUCACCAUUCUUAAUGGCAUCUGCUACGCAAUCUCGAAAGCCUCGCCCAAUGUGGCCUCAACUAUUCUAAGUGCAGUGAGCUGUGUGGCUUUGAUUGCCCUCAGUCUGCUGCACCACCAAAACAUUCAAGCCGGCCGCCAACAAUGCAUCUAUUUCGCCGGCGGAUAUCUCCUCAUUGCCGCUGCUGCAUCUGCCGGGGCAAUGGCAAUGAGCCCUCAAGGCUCGGUCUUUGUGGUUCGCUCUGUGUUCUGGGCACUAUCAGUCUUUGCACAAGGCUUGUACUGUGGAUUCCUUGUGAUGACACUAGUCCAGGAGAAAUCCAAUCCUGAAUGGCCGCGGGCAUACUCCGAAGAGCCCUACUCCCAGGAGCUCAAGAACAUCCCACAAAGCCCUAAUUUCCUUCCAUCCCCCCUCGACCGCUACUCAGACGCAACACUCUGUCCUUCAAGCACCAAGGAAGAAAAGCACGCUUCCAUCGACACAAAUUCCUCAACCCACACCUCACCAAGCCCAUCCCCAACACGGGACAGAAAGCCAGACACCCUCCCAGACCGGGACACUCACCUCCUCCGAGGCCCCCACAGCAUCCGUAGCAUGCCCAGCCUACGCCGCAACCCACCAACCGCACUCUCCUUAGACAGUUUAGUACACCCAUCAAUGCCUUCACCAACCGCGUCCACAAUCCGUGUCGACUCCCCCACACAGUCCACCUCCAACAACUCAACGUGGGAAUACAACCCAUUCGGCGAGGACAACAUCCACCCUCUCUUCCGCUCAACGAGCCCCUGUCCAUCCCCAACAUUUGCACCGGGCACUAUGGUCAAAGCCUCACCGAGCGCGGGACAUACCAUCACCCCAGGGACGAUCACGCGCAUGAGAUCUGCCCGCUCCCUCCGCGACCAGGCGAUGCGUACGCCCUCCCCGUUGCCCGGGUUGGAGUCGGACGAAACUCUCCGCACGAGACCGAAUCCGACUCGAGUUGAUUUUGCUAAGAAGAGAUAUGACUUGAACGAAUCCCCUUAUGAAAAGUGA
Messenger RNA from Penicillium crustosum, 1086 nucleotides. RefSeq lists its product as uncharacterized. The transcript is spliced from 2 exons. Lineage: Eukaryota; Fungi; Ascomycota; Eurotiomycetes; Eurotiales; Aspergillaceae. The coding region runs from base 1 to 1086 and encodes 361 amino acids. The record is from RefSeq and is a predicted model, not a curated record.